Molecule: messenger RNA, 1942 nt
Organism: Schistocerca piceifrons (Central American locust)
Lineage: Eukaryota; Metazoa; Arthropoda; Insecta; Orthoptera; Acrididae
Gene: CCT6
Product: T-complex protein 1 subunit zeta
Biological process (GO): protein folding
Cellular component (GO): chaperonin-containing T-complex
Molecular function (GO): ATP hydrolysis activity; ATP-dependent protein folding chaperone; ATP binding
Source: RefSeq, a predicted model, not a curated record
CAAAAGAAGGUUUCUGGAUAUUUCAGUGCGGCGUGAGUAUUGUAGGCGUUUUGAUUGUGGUUAAUUUCUGAAAUGGCUGCUAUAAGUUUAUUAAACCCAAAAGCUGAAUUUGCCAGGGCAGCCCAAGCGUUGGCUGUAAAUAUUUCCGCGGCAAAGGGGAUUCAGGAUGUCAUGAAAACUAAUUUAGGACCGAAAGGCACAAUGAAAAUGUUGGUCUCAGGUGCUGGAGAUAUUAAGAUUACGAAAGAUGGAAAUGUUCUUUUGCAUGACAUGCAAAUACAGCAUCCUACAGCGACACUUAUUGCACGUGCAUCAACAGCACAAGAUGAUAUGACUGGCGAUGGCACUACAUCAACAGUACUCAUGAUUGGAGAACUUCUGAAACAGGCAGAUUUAUACAUAGCUGAGGGUUUGCAUCCAAGAGUCAUCACAGAAGGAUUCGAGCUGGCCCGUGCUCGAACACUGGAAACACUGGAGAAAAUAAAAGUGAAGAUAGAACCCACCCGAGAAAACCUUCUUAAUGUAGCACGUACUGCUCUAUUGACGAAAGUCCAUAAACAACUGGCUGAACUUCUUACAGAGGUGUGUGUGGAUGCAGUUCUAGCAAUACAGCAGGAAGGAAAGGAGAUUGAUUUGCAUAUGAUAGAGUUGAUGGAGAUGCAGCACAAAACAGAUACAGAGACAACUCUUGUUCAUGGACUUGUCCUAGACCAUGGAUCAAGGCACCCAGACAUGCCAAAACGUGUGGAAAAUGCUUAUAUUCUUACUUGUAAUGUAAGCAUGGAAUAUGAGAAAAGUGAAGUGAACUCUGGAUUUUUCUACAAGUCUGCUGAAGAACGUGAGAAAUUAGUGGCAGCAGAAAGAGAAUUCAUAGAGCAGAGAGUUAAAAAGGUUGUAGAACUUAAGAAAAAGCUCUGUGAUAAUACUGACAAAAAUUUUGUAGUUAUUAAUCAGAAGGGAAUUGACCCUAUGUCAUUAGAUAUGCUCGCAAAGGAACACAUCAUUGGGCUGAGACGAGCUAAAAGGCGAAAUAUGGAACGAUUGGCAUUGGCCUGUGGAGGAGUUGCUGUGAACAGUGUUGAUGAUUUAACUGAAGAAAGCCUUGGAUUUGCUGGACUUGUAUAUGAGCAUGUAUUGGGCGAAAACAAAUUCACAUUCGUCGAGGAAUGCAAAGGACCAAGAAGUGUCACCAUACUGAUUAAAGGUCCCAAUAAACACACACUUACACAGAUAAAAGAUGCAGUUAGGGAUGUACGUGCCAUCAAAAAUGCUAUAGAUGAUGGUUGUGUGGUUCCUGGUGCAGGAGCAUUUGAAAUAUCUGCGUACCAGGAACUUUCUCGUUAUAAGGAUGAAGUAAAAGGAAAAAUGCGAUUAGGUGUCCAAGCGUAUGCUGAAGCUCUACUUGUUAUUCCAAAGACUUUAGCUGUGAACAGUGGUUUUGAUACCCAAGAAGUCAUUGUGAAAUUACAAGAAGAAGCAAGAAUAGCAGGGGAGCCUGUUGGACUUGACAUAAACUCUGGUGAAGCCUUGAAACCAAUGGACCAUGGCAUUGUUGAUAAUUAUAUUGUGAAAAAGCAGAUACUGAACUCUUGCACAGUGAUUGCAAGCAACUUACUUCUUGUUGAUGAAAUCAUGAGAGCAGGAAUGUCUUCACUGAAAGGAUGAAAUCCGAAUUUUUGAAGCUCCCAACUGUCACAUUAUACUUAUUUUGCUAUUUAUAACAUCUUUUAACUUAUGCAUUUUGUCAGUGAAAGUUAUGGUGCAUUCCACAAUAUUUCACACACUGCAGACUUGUUACAUUAUUGAAUAAAAACUUUAACAGCUUACUGUUACUUAUCAGACAGAUGUAUUUAACUUUUUUACGAAUACAUGGCAGUUUAUAAUUUCACCAAAAGAUUAAUUGUGUUGUUUCUGUAACCCGCAAUAAACUAGUUGAAAGUAA